UUUCACAUUUUCACUGUAGUCAUUAUUACUCUGUAUAUUUUCUUUCAUGUCCAUUAGUCAACUUCUUCGGGCAUGCACCAACUCAAAAUCCCUGCUCAAUGGCAAGGCUGUCCAUGCACAGCUACUCAAAUUUGGGUCCAAACCUGACGUUUACAUAAACAAUCACUUGCUCGUCAUGUACCUAAAACUCAAUCAGUUCGCUGAUGCCCAACAACUGCUCGACAGAAUGCCUGAAAGAAACAUCAUUUCCUGGACAACGUUGAUUUCCACAUAUUCUCAAAAGGGUAUGUCGGAAAAAGCUUUGGGUUGUUUUAGAUCAAUGGUUCUUGAAGAUGGGUUUGCUCCAAAUGGUUAUACAUAUGUAGCUGCUUUAUCAGCUUGCACUAGUUUAGGAGCUGAAAGAACAGGGAAGGAGUUACAUGGGAGGAUGUAUAGAACUGAGGAGAGCCUUAAUAGUUUUGUGACUAAUUGUUUGGUUAAUUUUUAUGGCAAAUGUGGGUUGUUGAAGUCAGCAAGACUGGUAUUUGAUGGCAUUUUGGAACCCAAUUCUGUUACUUGGGCUUCUCUCAUUUCUUGUUAUUGCCAUUGUGGGGAGUAUCAAGAAGGAUUGAUGAUUUUCUUGUUGGCUUUGAGGGUAGGGGGGAUAGUGAACGAGUUUUUCUGUGGGAGUGUUUUGAAUGCUUGUGCUGCUAUGAAAACUUUGCAACUUGGGAUGCAAAUUCAUAGUCUGAUUGUCAAGUCUGGUUUUGGGAUGGAUCAGUUUUUGGUGACUGGUUUGAUUGAUUUUUAUGCAAAAUGUGGUGUAUUAGACUUGGCACAUCGAGCUUUUGAUGAGGCAGAUGCACGGGAAUUGCAUGCUUGGACUGCAAUGAUUGGUGGCUGUGUGCAGUUAGGGAGUGGAAGAGAGGCCAUUGACCUUUUCUGUAAGUUGCUUUCCUCAGACUUGAAACCAAGUGAGAGAACUUUUUCUUCAGUUCUUGGAGCUUUUGCUGAUGUAAAAGGAGUUCGAGUUGGGAAACAGAUCCAUUGCCGGAUUGUAAAAUUGGGAUUCGACUCAUUUAGUUUCGUAUGCAAUGCUUUGAUGGACCUUUACUCCAAGAGUGACCUGUUUGACGAAUCAUUAAAGCUCUUUCAAGAAAUGAAAGAACAUGAUGUUGUUAGCUGGAAUACGCUAAUUGCUGGAUGUGUGAGCUCAGGUCGGUAUGAAGAUGCUAUGAGAUUUCUCAAGGAGAUGUUGCUUGAGGGUUUCGAAGCGAGUCUUUACACCUACUCUAGCAUUUUGAGCAUUUGUGGGGAUUUACCUGCUAUUGAAUGGGGCAAGCAAUCUCAUUGUCGUGUUCUGAAGCCUGGAUUUGAUUCCAAUGUGGUUGUUGGGAGCACCCUCAUUGAUAUGUAUGCUAAAUGUGGACGACUUGGAGACGCUCGUAGAGUUUUUGACAUCCUUCCUAUGAAAAACUUGGUAUCUUGGAACACCAUGCUUGUAGGAUAUGCGCAACAUGGGUUUGGGAAAGAAGCUUUAGAGAUUUAUGCUACUAUGCAAAAUAGUGGGAUUAAACCUAAUGAUAUCACAUUUCUUGGAGUAUUAUCUGCCUGUGGACACGUUGGACUUUUAGAUGAGGGACUUCAUCACUUCAAUAGUAUGACCCAGGUGUAUGGAAUCACUCCAAGGACAGAUCACUUGGCGUGUAUAGUGAGUCUAUUUGCUCGCAAAGGACAGACAAAAGAAGCUUAUGGUUUUAUAAAGAGCUUUCCAGGGGAACCAGAUAAGGUGGUGUGGCGGUGCCUCUUGUCUGGUUGCAAAGCUAACAGAGACUUCAUCUUGGGGAAAUAUGCCGCUGAAAAGAUUUUAGGUAUCGAUCCAGAUGAUACUUCAGCCUAUAUCGUAUUGUCUAAUAUCUAUGCGGAAUUACAGAUGUGGGAUGAAACGGCCAAGAUGAGAAAGCUGAUAAAGGAGAAAUCAUUAAAGAAGGAGACUGGAUAUAGUUGGACUGAGUUGCAGAAUAAAAUAUAUACAUUCUCUGCAUGUAAUAUUAUGUCCCUUCAGGAAAGCUAUCUGCAGCAAGUUUUGACUGGAUUGACGGCCCAAUUGUUUGAUUCAGGAUAUGUGCCUGAGGUCAUGUUCUCAUUGCAGUUUGAGGAGUAAGUAUACAAGAUAUCUGAAUAGAUUCAUCUACCAAUGAUUGACAGGUGACAAUUAAGUAGAAUAAAUAUUUAAUUAGUUCUUGGCUGGAAUCUCUGUGUGAGAGGUCGACAAUGUUAACUCCAUGACUUCAAUAUGUCUCAAGCAAACUCGGUCUCAAGCCCGAAUUGUGGAGAAGGAUUGCAGUAGGUUGACAGGCAGCAUAGAGAUAGUCUAACCAUGAUAACUCCUCUCGGUAGAUACAAGAGGAUUCAUUCAAUCGACCCCAACUAGUUUACUGUUGAGGCGUAGUUGAUUGACUAUUGAGAGGUCAAUAAAUUUUUAAACCCGAGCUCUGACUGUAGUUAGCAACACAUCCAUUCUUCGGCUUACUCCAGUUGACCAUUCCAAAGAUAGUGAUGCCCUAGCUGAUAUGAGCUUGCCUCCUCCUUGGGUUCAAAUUUGAGUCGCAUCUCUUUUUAAGAAAUAAUAGUCCCUGGUGUAUGCAUAAAAAGGGCAGCCUGGUGCACUAAGCUCCCGCUAUGCGCGGAGUGCAGGGAAGGGCCGGACUACAAAGGUCUAUUGUACGCAGCCUUACCCUGCAUUUCUGCAAGAGGCUGUUUACACAGCUUGAACCAGUGACCACCUGGUCACAUGGCAACAACUUUACCUGGUGUAUGCAUAAUAGUCCCUGGUGUAUGCAUACUAGCGGAAAAAGCCCAUGUAAAGCUGCCACUGAUAUUUUACAAUCAGACUUCCAUGGUUCUUCCAACUGGUUCUUCUUGAUUACAUCUCAUGGUGUGAAGCUUCAGGUAAAGGUCAGUCAGGGCUUGAGUCCGCUCUCUUCAACCAAUUCACCUGUACCAAAUGUACCAUAGCUGUGAUAUUCUUCACUUGAGGACAAGACCUCCCUAAUGUUGAGUAAUCUUUGGCGUGUGCAUUUGAAAUGGAAAUCCCAGCAAAUGCUGAAAACUUUCUCAAGGUUAAGAGAGAUUUACAAGUAGUUCUCUUAGCGUUCAAUCAGUUUUGUUACACUUUCGUGUCUAAAUGGUGUCCUGAAUACCAUUAGAAAGAUGCAGGCAUACAAAUUAAUACCUGAAGUUAUUCAGAUCAAUACCACUUUUUUCGAGGAAACUCACGAAGUUGUCCAGUUUAUCCUCCUCGAGCACAAACUUAUUGUCAACUGUAUGCUGACGCAGACUGAAACAGAAGAUUCAUUUCUCAAUCAUCAUAGGGAAAGGAAGUCCCGAGUUAAACAUGUCUUAUGUGGUUGAAAGCACAAAUUAUUUCUUUCCCUUUCUUGCUAAUAACUUGUUGAAAAUAUUUCCUUAUCUAUUUGAUAGACAAGUUUGGUGCAAUUUUAUUUUUUGACAGAAGCUUCUUGAAAGCACAAGCAUUGAGUCCCCAUUUCAUCCAUUUGAGAAGCUCUUUCAUUCCCUAGUUGUAUAACUUUCUCUUCGGACAUGGACUCUAUGCUGGAGACCACUUAUACAAGUGUAAACUUCUAUAAAUUGAAGAGAGCAACCAUUA
Nicotiana tabacum (common tobacco) is the source of this 3649-nucleotide messenger RNA. Its product is annotated as pentatricopeptide repeat-containing protein At3g53360, mitochondrial-like. Gene Ontology annotation, biological process: RNA modification. Gene Ontology annotation, cellular component: intracellular membrane-bounded organelle. The record is from RefSeq and is a predicted model, not a curated record. Gene Ontology annotation, molecular function: RNA binding; protein binding. NCBI's taxonomy places the organism in Eukaryota, Viridiplantae, Streptophyta, Magnoliopsida, Solanales, Solanaceae.